CUCCGGCAUUAUGGCGCGGCCUCUGAAGUUCGUGCGGGAGGACCUUGCACGCGUCUCCUACUCGCCUGUCCGACCCCUGGACGUCAUCUCAGCCGAGAUCGGUAUCCCUCCUCACCAGAUCGCCAAGCUCGAUGCCAACGAGAACCUCCAUCCGGUCCCCACUGAGAUGAUGGAGGCGCUGACCUCUGCCCUCACGUCCUUCUCCAGCGGCUGCUCAGCGCAGAUCUACCCCGAUCCCUCCCAGACUAACCUGAGGGCGGAUAUCGCAGCCAUGCAUGGAAUCUCUCCCGAUCGUGUGGUGGCAGGAAGCGGCUCUGAUGACAUUCUGGACAUUAUCAUGAGGCUCGUGGACACUGACUCUUGCAUCAUCUGUCCCCCGACGUUCGGCAUGUACAAGUUUCUGGGCACCAUCAUGCGCAUCAACAUCAUCGAAGUCCCCAGAAAAGAAAACUUUCAAGUCGAUGUGCCUGCCGUGGUCAAGGCCAUCCGCGAAACAAAGUGCAAGCUCGUGAUGCUGCCAAGCCCCAACAAUCCUACGGGGACGAUUCUUCCCAACGAAGACAUCAGGGUCAUUUGCCAGGAAGACUGCCUUGUCGUGAUCGAUGAAGCCUACUCAGACUUCGCUGGCGUCUCCGCUGAGGAGCUGCUUGACGAGUUCCCUAACCUCAUUCUCUGCAGAACCUUCUCGAAAUGGGCUGGUCUUGCUGGGAUCCGCGUGGGAUACGCUAUCGGUCACCCCGAUUUCAUUGAGCGAAUGCUGGCAAUCAAGCAGCCAUACAACGUCAAUGUUGCUGCUGAGGCCAUGGCGAGGGCUGCGCUGAAGCAUAGGGAGAAAAUCCUCGUGACGGUUCGUUCACUGCUGAAUGAGCGGGAGAGAACGAUAGAGUUCCUCAAGGCCUACAAGUUCCUCAGCCCGUACCCGACGCACUCAAACUUCGUG
This is a messenger RNA of Guillardia theta CCMP2712, 940 nucleotides long. RefSeq lists its product as hypothetical. The annotation marks the transcript as partial. The transcript has a single exon. The record is from RefSeq and is a predicted model, not a curated record. Gene Ontology annotation, biological process: biosynthetic process. Lineage: Eukaryota; Cryptophyceae; Pyrenomonadales; Geminigeraceae. Gene Ontology annotation, molecular function: pyridoxal phosphate binding.